Molecule: messenger RNA, 1089 nt
Organism: Aspergillus tubingensis
Lineage: Eukaryota; Fungi; Ascomycota; Eurotiomycetes; Eurotiales; Aspergillaceae
Product: isocitrate/isopropylmalate dehydrogenase family protein
Exons: 2
Coding region: 1-1089 (362 amino acids)
Molecular function (GO): NAD binding; oxidoreductase activity, acting on the CH-OH group of donors, NAD or NADP as acceptor
Source: RefSeq, a predicted model, not a curated record
AUGGCUACCGAGAAACCUACUUAUCGCAUCGCAUCCAUUCCCGGUGACGGCAUUGGCGAGGAAGUGGUGCGAGCAACCAUUGAAGUGGUCAACAAGCUCGCUCAGACGUUGAACACAUUCAACAUUGAAUUUACGCAUCUCCCAUGGGGCACUGAAUACUACAAGCAACAUGGUCGGUACGUGUCUGAAGGUUACUUGGACACUCUGCGGAAAUUCGACGCAGGCUUGUUUGGCUCUGUAGGACAUCCAGACGUGCCCGACCACGUCUCCUUAUGGGGCCUGCUACUAGCACUCCGCAGUCCAUUGCAACUAUAUGCCAACGUCCGUCCUGUGCGCACCUUUCCCGGAACCAAGUCACCUCUGACCACAGCUGUGAAUGGCAUCGAUUGGGUCCUUGUGCGAGAGAAUUCUGAGGGAGAGUACUGUGGUCAAGGUGGGCGCAGCCACACGGGUCAGCCAUGGGAAGCUGCGACAGAGGUGGCCAUCUUCACACGGGUUGGUGUCGAGAGGAUUAUGCGCUUUGCCUUCGAAACAGCACGCUCCAGACCACGUCGCCACCUGACCGUCGUCACCAAGAGUAAUGCCAUGCGCCAUGGAAUGGUCCUCUGGGAUGAGGUCGCUGAGGCGGUCGCGAAAGACUUCCCGGAUGUCACCUGGGAUAAGAUGUUGGUGGACGCCAUGACCCUCCGCAUGAUUUCGAAGCCGGAUUCGCUGGAUACUAUCGUGGGAACCAAUUUGCAUAUGGACAUUCUAUCUGACCUUGCAGCUGGUUUGGCUGGUUCCAUCGGUGUGGCACCAUCCAGCAACCUCGACCCUACCCGCAAGAACCCCUCGCUGUUCGAGCCGGUUCAUGGAAGUGCUUUCGAUAUCAUGGGUAAGGGCCUCGCCAAUCCGGUGGCUACCUUCUGGUCCGCUGCGGAGAUGCUCUCAUGGCUGGGUGAAAAAGAUGCUUCCAAAAAGUUGAUGGACUGUGUCGAAAAGGUGUGCGCUGCUGGGGUUUUGACACCGGAUCUCGGGGGUUCGGCGAAUACGCAGGGAGUUGUGGAUGCAGUUUGCAAAGAAAUUGAGCAGCAGUUGGCUUCAUCUUAA